Cryptomeria japonica (Japanese cedar) is the source of this 3110-nucleotide messenger RNA. Its product is annotated as probable transcription factor KAN2. The transcript is spliced from 7 exons. The coding region runs from base 932 to 2455 and encodes 507 amino acids. The record is from RefSeq and is a predicted model, not a curated record. Gene Ontology annotation, molecular function: transcription cis-regulatory region binding. Gene Ontology annotation, biological process: abaxial cell fate specification; regulation of DNA-templated transcription. Lineage: Eukaryota; Viridiplantae; Streptophyta; Pinopsida; Cupressales; Cupressaceae.
AAAUAUAUCUAUAUAUAUAUAUAUAUAGAUAUCUGUGUGAGUUACCGAAUUCUAUGUGGGAAUGAGCGAAUUGAGGUGCCUUAGCUUAUUUUUUAUUUUUGUUUUAUUGUUGUAUUGACUAAGUUGCCUGACUGUCUCUGUCGGAGAUAUACUUUCAUACUCUCUAAUCUAUUCCUAGCUCAUUCAUUCAUUCUCUUCUCUUCUUCUUCUUCUUCUUCUGUCUUCUUAAUCAUUAUCUGCUCUACCCCAUCCUUUCAUUUCCUUUCCUUUUCUAUCAUUUGGUCUGUAAAAAACAGUGGGGAGAAUCAAUCUGUGUGGCCUUGAGGACUAUGGUGUGACUGUGACUGGCUUCCUGCAACUUGUCCUCUCUGUUGUAAGCUUUCUGAGUUGUGGACAUAUAUCAUAGUUUUUGCAGUCUCUGGAAUGGGGUUCAUUGGUUUCUGAUACCCAUUGGAUUGAAUUCAGUUGGUGGUGGUGGGAAAAUCAAAUUCUGUGUGUUCCCAUGUCUGCAAUUUAGUGCUUGGGUUUUUGUUUUUUUUCAUAUCAUUGGCUUUAUUGGGCUUAGGAUCCAGGAGUUUUCCCUAAUCCUCUCAUGGCAAUGACCUGAGCCAGGUGCCUCCUCCAUUACCGGUCUGCUGCCAAGGAGGAGGAGGAGGAGGAGAGAUUGGAUUUUGAUGAAUUGGGUGUGUUGGUUUUUGACAAAGAUUGGAUUUUGAUCAGUUGGGUGGGGUGAUGUUUGGAAAAGAUUGGAUUUUGAUGAGUUGGGUGGGGUGAUAUUUGAGAAAGAUUGGAUUUUGGUGAAUUGGGUGGGGUGUUAUUUGAGAAAGACUGGAUUUGGUGAAUUGGGUGGGGUGAUUUUUGGAGAAGAUUGGAUUUGGAUCAAUUGGGUGGGGUGGAAAAGAUUGGAUUUUGAUUAGAGAAGCAGGGAGGGAUGCGGCCAAGAGUGGAAGAAGAGGAGGGGGAUGUGCCAGAUUUGUCUCUGCACAUUAGUCCCCCAAACAGUAACAGUAAGCCCACAUCGACUUCAAGUAGCACAGAGCAUGACAUUGGGUUUGAUUUCUGGCGGAGGAGGUCGUUUAAGUCGAAUGGGAAUCUGAGUGAGGGUUCCACUAAUUCCAGUGGGGCAAGCGAGAGGAGAGGCGAUGCUGGUGUAGAUUUGGGUCUGGCUAACUGUGGCUCUUCCAUGGAAUUUUGCAGCAGAUAUGAGGAGGAAAGACAUCAUCAACGCCUUCAGACAACGCUUUCACUGUUGGAGCUGCAACCCAACAACAGUAACAGAAGCAGCAGCCCUAUAAGAGGGGUUCCUGUAUAUCAUAAUGGCUCUCACUCUCAGUCUUUUCCUUUUCUGCAGCCAAGCAUAGAGGCUCGGAGCUAUGCUAACUUAUAUAGUAGUAGUAAUACUAAUAAUGGCUUCCAUGAGGAUCUUCAUACCCAUCCCCAUUUUGGCAUGGGGUUUGUACAGCAACCUCUCAAGCCCAUUCUGCCAUCAAGAAGCUCUUUUAACUCAGCUGAGAUUCAGAGAUUUGGCCCGGCUGAACUGGGCGAUCCACUUAACAGGAUGAUGAAUAGUAACAGCAAUCAUAAUCCCUAUGGCGGCUCACUGGAGAUGGAAGGACAGCGAAGACUGGAUCACCAUCAUCAACAUCAUCAUCCUUACAACAGUAGUUUUGAAGGGGGCGGUGGAGCACCUUCACACAGUGCUGUGAGAUCUCGAUUCAUGGCUAAGCUGCCGUCCAAGAGAAGCAUGAGGGCACCAAGAAUGCGAUGGACCAGUACUCUCCAUGCACAUUUCGUUCAUGCUGUUGAGCUUCUCGGAGGCCAUGAAAGGGCUACUCCCAAAUCAGUUUUGGAGCUCAUGAACGUCAAAGAUCUGACUUUGGCGCAUGUGAAGAGCCACUUGCAGAUGUAUAGAACUGUGAAGACCACAGACAAACCUGCAGCAGCUUCAGGUCAGUCGGAGCUGUUUGAAACAUCCAGUGGGGAAAUGGGAGAGGAUGCGAUAGCAAGCUCAGAGAAACCACAUUACAGAGAUUCAGUGGAUGAAAGUUACAAAUAUGGCGCAAUUGCAAAUGGGCGGGCAUCUAACAACAAAUCUCCAUUUCAACAGGAAGAACAGUCGCAUUUGUGGACCAACUCAUCAAGUGGAGGAUGUUGGGGAAAUCGAGAUGAGGUACAAGAGAUGCAGCUGUCUAGCAGCGGUCAGAGCAAUUUGCAGCAUUCCUUUCGUAUGCAGCAGAACUCCAUGCAGUUAAUAGAGGUAAAUAGUAAUAAUCAAAAGCAGAAUCAGCAUUUGAAUUCGCAUCGAGUGGUCGAUGGGUUUCAGGAAAACAACAGAGAAAACCCACAUACACAUUUCAACAGUUCAACUUUGUCACAAGUUAACAUAAUACCUAAAAACCCUAAUUUGGAGUUCACUCUGGGCAGGCCAGGUUGGCAAGAUCUUAAGCAAACAUAAGGAUGCUGGAGUACUGGUAGAACUAUAUUGAAUUCAACAAAUAUAUAUAUUAUGAGCGAAAGGAGGAGUUAUAUUUAGAACCAGAAAGAAGGUCAAGAAGGCAAUUUUUUUCCAGGUUUCUUCCUCAGGCUUUCUUCCCCCAUCAGUCCAAUCAUGGAGUUUCAAUACAUUGUGAUGUAUUGAAACCAAAAUGGGUGAUAAAAUUCAAGAGAGGUUCCACACACAAGGUGGUAUAAGGGGUGUAUCUUACGUUUUUAAAUUCUUGGAUGCACUUUGUAACAUGGGUUGUUAUUAUUAUGAAAGUGGCAGCAAACGGCAAGUCAAAAGCCCUUUCUUAUAUACAGUAUAAAUGUACAUCUUGCAAUGGCUUUUCAAUGCAAUCUGCAAGAAAAGAUGGAUGGCUGAAGGGUGUGUAUGACUUCUCACACAUGGCUGUAUUAUAAGAUUGUAAGCAAGUAACGUCUAUAGAAUUUGAUGUCACUUGUCUUUUGAGGAGGAGCAGAACACAUGAUGUAUGUAUUCAAGAGUAUAUAUAGGCAGCUUCAUGCCAUUUUGUGAUGUUAAUGAAAAUUUCAAAAUUUUAGUAACCCACAAAUAACUUUGUCUCGGUUUAUAUGAUUGUGUAAUCAAAUCUGAAUAGAACAACUUUUUGAAA